CAAGCCCUCAGAAACUCUAAUUCCACGACUCUCCCCUGCCUAUAGUGCCACGCUAGGAGUAGGUGUCCUUCCUUCAAGUAAUCAGCCCUAAGAUGAACAAUGGCCACUGGACACAAAUUCCAUGACGUCUACAUUGACGGACACGCCAAAGCUCAACUCGGAGAUACAUACCAUAUCGGACUAGACAAUCCUCUUAGUUGUCUACAGUAUGCCGAAGGCGCAGCAUUCAACUCAUACUUAAAGCAACACGAGCCCACAUGCCUCCCUAAUACGCGUGUAAACCUCCUCGGCGAGAUAUACCGCUGGGCUGACGGACAAGAUGAGCGUUGCAUCUUCUGGCUGAACGGCUUAGCCGGCACGGGAAAGUCAACAAUUGCGCGCACUGUUGCCGAUAGAUUCGACAAACAAGAGCGUCUCGGGGCUAGCUUCUUCUUCUCACGAGGCGGUGGAGACGUUGGCCGAGCAGAAAAGUUUGUCACAAGCAUAGCCAUCCAGCUUGCUGAAAAAGUGCCAGGUUUAUACCAACACAUCUGUGACUCUCUUAAAGCGCAUAGCAACAUCGUCAGUCAAUCUCUCCGAGACCAAUGGGAUCAUCUUGUCCUUGGUCCAUUAUCGAAGCUAGGCAGCAACGGCAGACCAUCCUCAUACGUCUUGGUGGUCGAUGCGCUUGACGAGUGCGACGACGACAACAACACCCGGGCCAUUGUGAAGCUCUUAGCUGAAGCUCAAUCGUUGAAGACAGUCCGGCUACGCGUGUUUCUAACGAGCAGGCCAGAAAUCCCAAUUCAAUCUGGGUUCCACCAAGUCCCAGACGCAGAGCACUGGGACCUUGUACUCCACAACAUAUCGCCGUCAAUUGUUGACCAGGACAUCUAUGUCUUCCUGGAAUAUAAUCUUGGACAUAUUGGGCAGGAACGCGGCUUAGAUCCUGGUUGGCCUGGCAAAGACAUCGUUACGCGUUUAGUUCACAAUGCAAGCGGUCUGUUUAUCUGGGCCGCAACCGCCUGUCGGUUUAUUUGCGAAGGGAAGCGGUUUGCAGUUAAAAGACUUGAUACGUUGAUUCACAGCAGCAGUAAAGCUUCCACGGCUCCAGAGAAGCAUCUAAACGUCAUAUAUAUUACUGUUCUCAAACAGUCAAUACACUCCAGCUUCACGGAUGAAGAGAGAGAAGACCAGUAUAGAACGCUAAAACGUACUCUUGGAAGUGUAGUGGUCUUGUUCACCCCUCUCUCUGUUACCUCUUUAAGUAGACUUCUAGAUAUUCCAAAACAGGACGUCUACCAGACAUUAGAGGAUUUGCGUGCUAUUCUUGAUAUUCCAGAGGACCAAAGCCGCCCGCUUCGCUUGCAUCAUCCUUCCUUCCGGGACUUCCUCCUUAACAAAGAGAGGUGCGACGAUCCCAACUUCUGGGUGGAGGGGACGCAAGCCCAUCAGAUGCUGGCUGAUCGUUGUGUGCAACUCCUUUCAACCUCUCUCAAGCAAGACAUCUGUGGCGUUAGUGCUCCUGGUGCGCUUGUAGCUGACGUAGAAAGGAGUCGAGUGGAUCAAUGUCUUUCCACAGAGGUUCAGUACGCAUGUCUCUAUUGGAUAAAGCAUCUACAGAAGAACAGUACUCAGCUUAACGACAACGACAAAGUACAUUGUUUCCUGAAGCAGCAUUUCCUCCACUGGCUUGAGGCACUCGCGUGGAUGAGGAAGGUUCCUGAGGGAGUCUACGCAAUUAAUUGUCUAGAGUCUAUGACAGCGCUUUCUAGAUUUGUUCAUGACAUAAAGCGAUUUACCCUGUACAGCCGGUCAGCAAUUGAGCAGGCACCACUUCAAACGUAUUGCAGUGCGCUUGUUUUUGCACCGGAGACGAGUAUAGUAAAAACGCAGUUUAUAGAGUGCGCGUCUCAAUGGGUGCGAAGAUUGCCAAAGGUAGAUCAAAAUUGGAAUGCACUGCUGCAGACGCUCGAGGGUCAUGCGGGUUCGGUCACGGCCAUAGCCUUCUCGCCGGACGGCAAGCAGCUAGCGUCGGCCUCAGACGACAAGAUGGUCAAGCUGUGGGAUACCGGGUCAGGCGCGCUGCUUCAGACGCUCGAGGGUCAUACAGAUCCGGUCAGGGCCAUAGUCUUCUCGCCAGACGGCGAGCAGCUGGCAUCGGCCUCAGACGACAAGAUGGUCAAGCUGUGGGAUGCCGGGUCAGGCGCGCUGCUGCAGACGCUUGAGGGUCAUACGGAUUGGGUCUGGGCCAUAGCAUUCUCGCCGGAUGGCAAGCAGCUGGCGUCGGCCUCAUACGACAAGAUGGUCAAGCUGUGGGAUGCUGGGUCAGGUGUACUGCUCCAGACGCUCGAGAAGGGUCAUACAGGUUCGGUCACGGCCAUAGCCUUCUCGCCAGACGGCAAGCAGCUGGCGUCGGCCUCGGGGGACAAUAUGGUCAAGUUGUGGGAUGCCGGGUCAGGCGCACUGCUGCAGACGCUUGACGGUCAUACGAAUUGGGUCAGGGCCAUAGCCUUCUCGCCGGACGGCAAGCAGCUAGCGUCGGCCUCAGACGACAGUGUGGUCAAGCUGUGGGAUUCCAGAUCAGGAGCGCUGCUGCAGAUUCUCGAGGGCCAUACGGGUUUGGUCUGGGCCAUAGCCUUCUCGCCGGAUGGCAAGCAGCUGGUGUCGGCCUCGGGGGACAAGAUGGUCAAGCUGUGGGAUGCUGGGUCAGGCACGCCGGGCGGCCUGCAGACGCUCGAGGGUCAUACGGAUUGGGUCAGGGCCAUAGCAUUCUCGCCCGAUGGCAAGCAGCUGGCGUCGGCCUCAUACGACAAGAUGGUCAAGCUGUGGGAUACCUUGUCAGGCACACUGCUGCAGACACUCGAGGGUCAUACGGGUCCGGUCACGGCCAUAGCCUUCUCGCCGGACGGCAAGCAGCUGGCAUCGGCCUCAGACGACAAGAUGGUCAAGCUGUGGGAUGCUGGGUCAGGCGUACUGCUGCAGACGCUCGAGGGUCAUACGGAUCCGAUCAGGGCCAUAGUCUUCUCGCCAGACGGCAAGCAGCUGGCGUCGGCCUCGGGGGACAAUAUGGUCAAGCUGUGGGAUGCUGGGUCAGGCGCACUGCUUCAGACGCUCGAGGGUCAUACGAAUUGGGUCUGGGCCAUAGCCUUCUCGCCGGAUGGCAAGCAACUAGCGUCGGCCUCGGGGGACAAGAUGGUCAAGCUGUGGGAUGCCGGGUCAGGAGCGCUACUGCAGACGCUCGAGGGUCAUACGAAUUGGGUCAGGGCCAUAGCCUUCUCGCCGGAUGGCAAGCAGUUGGCGUCGGUCUCAGGGGAUAAUAUGGUCAAGCUGUGGGAUGUCGGGUCAGGCGCGCUGCUGCAGACGCUCGAGGUUGCCGCUUCCAUCUCAACUCUUUCUUUCUCCGAUGACGGCACUUCUUUCCAGACUAACAUAGGACCAUUGCCUAUCUUAAGAUCUUUCCCAAGUGGUACAGCUGUUGACCAGGUGCAGCCUUCAUCUUCUAUCUUGGUGGAUGAUCAAUGGGUUACUCGCCAUACUGAGCGGAUUCUUUGGCUUCCUCUUGAGUACCGGCCAAGCACCUCUGCUGUUCAAGGGAGUAUUCUUGGUUUUGGGUCUGCGUCUGGAAGAGUCACAAUCAUGGAAUUUACUUCCUGA
Messenger RNA from Lindgomyces ingoldianus, 3636 nucleotides. RefSeq names its product putative WD-repeat protein. Lineage: Eukaryota; Fungi; Ascomycota; Dothideomycetes; Pleosporales; Lindgomycetaceae. Gene Ontology annotation, molecular function: protein binding. Gene Ontology annotation, cellular component: nucleus; transcription repressor complex. Bases 100 to 3636 code for a protein of 1178 amino acids. Gene Ontology annotation, biological process: negative regulation of transcription by RNA polymerase II. The transcript has 4 exons. The record is from RefSeq and is a predicted model, not a curated record.